AUGAAUCUCACCAAACGAAUCCAGGUUUCAUUUAAAAUGACAACAAUAAAAAUGUUUGCUGGGGUGAAAGAGAUUCUAAGAGGGUUGUUAGAUCCUCUUUGGAUAAUUGCGAAGCAUCCAGAAGAUGGAUUAUGCAAUCGUAACAUUACUGAUCUUCCACCUGAGUUGGGACUAAAGAUAUGCAAUACCUCAAUGCCUCGGAUUUGUAAAACAAAUGGUUUAAAAGCAUCAAGCAGCACCCGCUCUAAAGAUUGGGAAAUUCUUGAAGAACAAGUUGUAAGAAAAUGCACCAUCAUAGCUCUACUAGACGUCAACAAUGAAGAUCAUGGCAGAUCAUACAUGACAAAGGGUUCUUCUAUCGCUUUCAACGAAAGUAAUAAUUUUGCUUUUGUUUCUGAUUUGUUUGUUUGA
Messenger RNA from Echinococcus granulosus, 411 nucleotides. RefSeq lists its product as hypothetical. The record is from RefSeq and is a predicted model, not a curated record. Bases 1 to 411 code for a protein of 136 amino acids. The transcript is spliced from 4 exons. NCBI's taxonomy places the organism in Eukaryota, Metazoa, Platyhelminthes, Cestoda, Cyclophyllidea, Taeniidae.